Symbiodinium natans is the source of this 1500-nucleotide messenger RNA. The record is from the annotation of a GenBank genome assembly. Lineage: Eukaryota; Dinophyceae; Suessiales; Symbiodiniaceae.
AUGGAGUUCCACGGCAACUGCAAGAAGCUCUUGGCCAACGCCCGGCGGGAGAAUGCCGAUGAUACCCUCAAGAACAGCGCCUUAAAACCCGGUGCCCCAGCAGCUGCGGCGCAGGGGCCCGCACAGCCGGCCGCGCCGAAGAAGCGUGCGCGGCAGCGCGCGGAGGUGGCAGAGGCCUCGGCCGACAUCUUGCUCACGUCUUAUGGCACGUUUCGAGCCGAAGCCCAUCGUCUGAUGAAGGAGCAGGAGUUUUCCGGGAUUAUCUUGGAUGAGGCACAGAACAUCAAGAACCAUGGGACGCAGGUUUCCAUGCGGGUGAAGCAGAUGGCCGACUGCUGCGGGGCAGUCCGCAUCGCGCUCAGCGGGACGCCGGUCGAGAACCGGCUGAGCGACCUGCAUUCUCAGUUCGAGUUCAUCCUCCCUGGCUAUCUGGCGACCUCCAAGGCGGAGUUCAACAAGGAGACAGGCUUGCGACGCUCGCAUAGCUAUUCGGGAUAUGUGCCCUUCGAGCCGAUGACCGAGCAUCCACUCGAUCCAGGCGAUGCAGGAGCAUCGCCCGAGGAACCAUGGCCCGAGGCAGACGGAGAUGCUCAGACUCGCUCAGGAAUGCCCGGGCUUGCGACGCCUCAGCACACCGAGCUGGAUGCUGCAGCCAUGGACCCGGCGGCAGGCCCUUCCACCGAAGCUGCGGCCGAACCUGCAGCGGAUGCUGCAGAUGCUGCGGUAUCAUGGGAUGCGAGCAAGGCUUUAUGCUUGUGCUCCGGGGCCGAGGCAGCAGUCUCUCAGGGCGAUGGGGAUCGGAGAGGCCACGUGGAGGAGACGGAGGUGCCCGGGGCCAAGCCCGAAAUCACCGAGGGCUUGCGCAGGGUGCGCAUCUGCAACCUCUCCGAGGAUGUGACGCAGACAUCCGUGAUGGAGGCCAUCGACCGCCUAGGAUUCUCGGGGCAGUACGAGCUGUGCAGCUUCUUCCAGGGCUUCGACAGCAGCCACGCCGCCCUCAACUUCGGCUCGGCAGCUUUGGCGUACAAAUUCCAGGUGAAGUGGCAUGGCCAGGCGAGCUUGAAACCUGGCUCCAACCCCGUGGUGCAGUCGCUUGCUCACAAUUCCCCGUCACCUUCAGACUGCUUGGGACAAAUUGCCACACAAAGCCCGCGCACAAAGACCAUCAGCAAAGGCGAGCACGUCCAGGAGGGGCUCAGCGAGUCGGUGAUUGCGGCCAACAGAACCAAGCCGGCAGCCUCGGCCGCGAAAGCCAGAAAAGCCAAAGAGAGCAAGCCGGCGCCCUCGGCACCCUCGGCACCCUCGGCACCCUCGGCACCCUCGGCACCCUCGGCACCCACGGCGCCCUCGGCGCCCUCGGGACCCUCGGCACCCUCGGCACCUUCGGCAGAGGAAGAGGCGGCGAAGAAACGCGCUCAAGAAGAGCAGGUGGCGCAGGCCAGGAAGACGGCAGCCGUCGUCCUCAAUAGAGCAAGGAUGAUGGCUGCAGGCAGCAAGUGA